AUGUCUGCAUAUAAUACAUCUGAAUUACAUCUGUAGAUAUUCAUGUUUUGUUCUGUUUAAAUAUAAUUAUUUGUUUUACUUAUCAUUUUUAUUCUUUCUUUAGUCUUGAGGAAAUUCCCUUCAGAUUCCACAUAUCAACCACAAAUGAAUAACUGUAUCCCUUUGUAAACAGUGUGUCUGUGUGUUCUAGUUGGGCAGGCGCUCAUCAUGGGGCUGUACCUGGCGGUGCUGUGUGCCCUCUACCUGGUGCCCCUGGGCAUGUACUCACCCUGUCUUAAAGAGGAGGGCACUCUGGGCCUUGCACCAGCCCUCAUCGGGCACAGAGGGGCACCCAUGCUUGCGCCAGAGAACACUCUCAUGUCCUUUGAGAAGGCGGUGGAGGCUGGAGGGCAAGGUCUAGAGACUGACGUCACCAUCAGCUAUGACGGGGUGCCCUUCCUGAUGCACGACCACACCCUGAGGAGGACCACCAACGUGCAGGAGGUGUUCCCCAACCGGACGGACGCCCCUGCGGCCAUGUUCACCUGGGGGGAGCUGGAGACCCUCAACGCUGGGGCCUGGUUCCUCCAUCGUGAUCCGUUCAGCACGGCUUGGUCUCUGAGUGCCGAGGACCGGGCGCAGGCGCAGAACCAGUCUAUUUGCACCUUCAGGGACUUUCUGGAGCUGGCUUCGCAGAGAGAAAAACAGGUUAUCUUUGACCUCUACCGGCCCCCUAAGGGACACCCCUACAGGGACAACUGGAUCACACGCACCCUGGAGGUCAUCCAGAACGAGUCUUCCAUCCACUCACACCAAGUGUUGUGGCUGCCCUCAGACCUGCGGAGCCUGGUCCAGCAGCUGGACCCUGACCUCCAGCAUACCUCAGCGUCCCGGGCUCCAGUUGAGGAGCUCCAGCAGAAUCACAUUGUCCAACUCAACCUACACUAUAGCUCCAUGUCCACAGAGAUGAUAAUUGAGUAUGCAGCAGCCAACAUCAGCACCAACCUGUAUGUGAUCAGCCAGUCGUGGCUCUACUCUCUGGCCUGGUGCACUGGGGCCCAGUCUGUCACCACCAAUGCUCUACAGUUCCUCAACAACCUCAGUAGACCCCUCUUCCUUAUGACUCCAGAUGAGUACAAUCUGAUGUGGGUCCUCACCGACCUGGUGUCCAUCACCAUCAUCAUCAUCAUCUUCAUCUUCCACUGGUGGCGAGAACAAAGCCUGGCUUUCUGUUCGGGCAGCAAACCCACACUAGAACAUGGCACCUACAUCAAGUUCAGGACAGAUGUGUGGUCCGUCUCCAGUGUCAACAUCCUGGGAGAGCCCGCUGAGCCUAACUUGGCAACCGUCUCAGAGCACUGAUAACCAAUCAACCAACCUCUGUGAGGCUCAGUUGAAGCAAACCACUCCUCAUUCUCCUUUUCAACUUGGCAACUUCCCGGACCCCAAACGGGCAAUUCACCAGAAUCGACCCAACCUGGAAACCCAGGACCCUACUGGAAACCGAGAGCACAACCUGGCAACCCCCUGUAGAUUUGUGUGAGAGAAUGAGAACCAAAGAGAAUUAGAAAUAGUUAAAUGAUGUGAGUGAGGCCUAUCGGAGCUGAUGUGUCACGUGCAGAAGGGAUUUCAUUGGAUAGAUAUUAAUCCUUAAGACCGGGCUGCCCAACUCUCUUCCUGGAGGUUGGGUUUUAAGUUCAACCCUAAUUUAACACACUUGAUUCUACUAAUUAGCUGCUCAACAAGACCUUAACGAGCUCAAUCAGAUAUGCUAAAGUAGGGUUUGACUGAAAACAUAAAGGACAGUUGAUCUCCAGGAAGAGGGUUGGGUAGCCCUGACUUAAUUAAUUUAAGUCAAAUGUGACUGAAGAACAGCCCAGACAACCUCAAGGACCAACCAACUCAUAGUUCAUACUACAGACACCAUCUGGUGGUGGGAAGAGAUUACUACACUGUUUAACCAGGUCCUUUGAGGUGGAUUACUUACUCACUGAAUUAAUAUAACAAGAAAAGUGACCGUCCGCUGUAGAUAUUCUCAACUUGUAUUACCCUCCAUUGUCCAUAGGUUCCUUUCCAUUUCAGCAGCCACUGCAGUGUUGAGUUACGUGAACCACAAAUGCUUGACCAUUUUGUUAGUGUGUUAGUGGUCGAUAAGAUGUGUGAAUAUGUCCAGGCCGGGGUUCAAUUAGUAUGUUUAAUAUAUAUAUAUAUAUAUAUAUAUAUAUAUAUAUAUAUAUACUUUAGCUGUGCUUCAUUGCCCUUUCCUGGCAUAAGGGAACCAAUGAAGUAGUCCCAAAAGUGCACUUUGCCCAUCUGGGAUCUGGCACUCCAAUCAAACUGUCUCAAGCUUCGUUUAUACCUGCAGCUUACAGGCAUCCUGUGUCCUGAUCUUGUCCACAUUCAGAUUGUGACCACGUUUUCAGUCUACACAUGCUAUUAAAAUGUAUCUUAUGUGUC
Messenger RNA from Oncorhynchus keta (chum salmon), 2436 nucleotides. RefSeq names its product glycerophosphodiester phosphodiesterase domain-containing protein 5-like. The coding region runs from base 208 to 1341 and encodes 377 amino acids. Lineage: Eukaryota; Metazoa; Chordata; Actinopteri; Salmoniformes; Salmonidae. Gene Ontology annotation, molecular function: glycerophosphodiester phosphodiesterase activity. Gene Ontology annotation, cellular component: membrane. Gene Ontology annotation, biological process: lipid metabolic process. The transcript is spliced from 9 exons. The record is from RefSeq and is a predicted model, not a curated record.